AUGGAUCAGGCGGAGCUGACUAUGGAGCAGGUACUGAAAAGGGACAUUCCAUGGGAGACUUACAUGACAACUAAGCUGAUUUCAGCAACAGGUCUCCAGCACUUAAGGCGCUAUGACAAAAAACCUGAGAGUGAGAGGGCACAGUUGCUGGAUGAAGAUGGUCCAGCUUAUGUUCAUCUGUUUGUUAGCAUCUUACGUGACAUAUUCAAGGAAGAAACUGUGGAAUAUGUUUUGGCUUUGAUCUAUGAAAUGCUCUCAGCAAACCCAGCGAGAGCUCGUUUAUUCCAUGAUCAAUCUUUGGCAAAUGAGGAUACUUACGAGCCUUUCUUGAGGUUGCUGUGGAAGGGAAAUUGGUUCAUUCAAGAAAAAAGCUGCAAGAUCCUUGCCUGGAUAAUAAGUGCUAGGCCAAAAGCUGGUAAUGCUGCUAUUGCUAAUGGAGAAGCUUCGGGUUCUAAGAAACAGAUUACUACAAUUGAUGAUGUACUCAAGGGGUUGGUGGAGUGGCUUUGUGCUCAGUUGAAGCAACCUUCUCAUCCUACUCGUGGUGUUCCAAUUGCAAUCAGCUGCCUGUCGUCACUGCUUAAGGAGCCUGUUGUCAGAUCAUCGUUUGUUCAGGCUGAUGGAGUGAAGUUACUUGUCCCUCUGAUCUCCCCAGCAUCCACUCAGCAGUCUAUUCAGCUUCUCUAUGAAACAUGUCUCUGCAUCUGGCUUCUGUCCUACUAUGAACCCGCAGUGGAGUACCUGGCAACAUCCAGGACAAUGCAAAGGCUCACGGAAGUGGUCAAGAGCUCCACUAAGGAAAAGGUUGUGAGGGUGGUCAUAUUGACAUUCAGGAACUUGCUUCCAAAAGGUACAUUUGGUGCCCAGAUGGUUGAUCUUGGACUGCCACAUAUUAUCCACAGUCUGAAAACGCAAGCAUGGAGUGACGAGGACUUGCUGGAUGCACUGAACCAACUAGAAGAAGGGCUAAAGGACAAGAUCAGGAAACUGAGUUCCUUUGACAAGUAUAAGCAAGAGGUUCUUCUUGGUCAUCUUGACUGGAACCCAAUGCACAAAGAGGCCAAUUUCUGGCGUGAGAAUGUCACAUGCUUUGAGGAGAAUGACUUCCAGAUACUCAGGGUCCUCCUGACGAUCCUGGACACGUCGAGUGAUCCAAGAUCAUUGGCGGUGGCAUGCUUUGAUCUCUCACAGUUCAUACAGUACCAUGCAGCGGGGAGAGUGAUCGUAACAGACCUCAAGGCGAAAGAACGAGUGAUGAAACUGAUGAACCAUGAGAACGCUGAGGUUACAAAGAACGCACUCUUGUGCAUCCAGAGGCUUCUCCUUGGUGCUAAGUACGCUAGCUUCUUGCAAGCUUGA
This is a messenger RNA of Microthlaspi erraticum, 1359 nucleotides long. Lineage: Eukaryota; Viridiplantae; Streptophyta; Magnoliopsida; Brassicales; Brassicaceae. The record is from the annotation of a GenBank genome assembly.